Messenger RNA from Arachis duranensis, 579 nucleotides. RefSeq lists its product as uncharacterized. NCBI's taxonomy places the organism in Eukaryota, Viridiplantae, Streptophyta, Magnoliopsida, Fabales, Fabaceae. Bases 207 to 413 code for a protein of 68 amino acids. The record is from RefSeq and is a predicted model, not a curated record. The transcript is spliced from 3 exons. Gene Ontology annotation, biological process: endoplasmic reticulum unfolded protein response. Gene Ontology annotation, cellular component: endoplasmic reticulum.
UAUAAAUCCAUAAUUCCGUAAAUAAAUAAAACGGCGAAAUAUAUCGUUUUUCAUUCAGAUCGCAGUGUCCGACACGCGCAUACCCACUUCAAAUCAAUAAGGUUGGGGAGUCUGUGCCGGAAGGGAAACAGAAAACCCUCUUUUCGUUUUCCGGCGAUAUCGUUCUUUCUUCCAACCGUUUCCGGCCAUCUCAUCUCCCAGCAACCAUGACGACAUCAAGGCGACUUGCGGACAGGAAAGUAGAGAAGUUUGAGAAGAACAUCACAAAAAGAGGGUUUGUGCCAGAAACUAACACUAAAAAGGGAAAAGACUAUCCUGUUGGUCCAGUCCUGCUCGGUUUCUUCGUCUUUGUUGUCAUUGGAUCAUCUAUCUUUCAGAUAAUCAGGACAGCAACGAGUGGAGGCAUGGCAUAAUUUGAGUUAUAUGCUUUGGACUGUGUCGUCAUCUCUUAGCGCUGUAGAAAAUGGCAAUACUUUUGUACUCGUUCUUGUACUUGUACUAGACUCGGUUCCUGUUCACGUUUUGAUGAACUAUGAGGAUUUCUAAUUAAAAUUACUACUACUACAGUAUUACUACUGC